AUGUGGCAGUUCAUAAGGUCACGAAUACUUACGGUGAUAAUCUUCAUAGGAGCUGCUCACGGAAUACUGGUUGUGGGCCCCAAAUUCAUUCGGGCCAACCAGGAUUACACGGUUGUGAUCAGUAACUUCAACUCGCACCGGAGCAAAGUGGACCUGAUGCUACGGAUGGAAGGCCGAUCCAAUGAUGGCAGAAGUGUGCUGAACUUAACGACUACGGUUGAUGUGCAACGAAACACGAACGGGAGGAUCACUUUCAAUAUGCCUGCGAACUUAUCAGCUGGAAUUUACAAAAUCAUCGUUGACGGGCAACGUGGCUUUAGCUUUCAUAAGGAAGCCGAGUUGGUACACCUUAGCAAAACCAUAACCGGUUUAAUACAGAUCGAUAAGCCCGUGUACAAACCGGGCGAUACGGUAAAAUUUCGUGUGAUUGUGCUGGACUCUGAGCUGAAGCCUCCUGCACGGGUAAAAUCAAUUCAGGUGACAAUCCGUGAUCCUCGGACAAAUGAGAUCCGAAAGUGGUCGACGGCCAAACUGUACGCUGGAGUGUUCGAGGGUGAUCUUCAGAUCGCGCCUACUCCAAUGCUCGGAAUAUGGAGCAUCUCGGUAAAGUUGGACGGAGAAGAACUCGUAUCAAAAACGUUCGAGGUGAAGGAGUACGUGUUGUCCUCUUUUGACGUAGAGGUGAUACCGUCCGUCGUUCCUCUGGAGAAGCAUCAAGGAUUGACUCUGACGAUAGAUGCUAACUACCACUUUGGCAAACCGGUAAAGGGAAUUGCUAAGUUUAAGGUGUACUUGAUAAACGGUAUCCUGGACCGGGAGAAUGUGUUCGAAGUGUAUGGGAAGAGGCAGGUGCAGCUACAAUUCAAGGAUUACUUCCAAAUGCAGGAAUAUCGGCAAGAUGUGAUCGUAAAUACGACAUUCAUCGAGCAUGCUACAAAUCGCACUGUCGUGAAGCAAUCCGACAUCACGGUGUACAAAUAUAUGUACAGUGUGGAAUUGAUUAAGGAAAGUCCACAAUUUCGCUCAGGACAUCCAUUUAAGUGUGCGCUUCAGUUCCGAUACCACGAUGGAACACCUGCUAAAGGUAUCACCGGGAAGGUGGAAGUAUUGGAAAUUGAUUACGAAAAACGUCUCACUAGUGACGACGAAGGUUUGAUCAAACUCGAACUAAAUCCAAGCGACAAUACAACACAGAUGGAAGUAGUCUGCUCUACUGGGGACAAUAUAAAUUUAUUAAGCGAAAUAGUACACAGAGUGGAUGUGGUGACGAAUGUGUACCUCAAACUGGAAUUAAGAUCUGCAAUACAAUCAAAUAGUAUUUUGCAGUUUAUGGUUACGUGCAACGAACGCAUGUCAUUCUUCGUGUACUACAUAGUGUCGAAGGGCAAUAUAAUUGAUUCCGGUUACAUGAGGCUGAACAGUCAGAAAAAAUUUUUAUUAAAAUUGCAGGCCACACAGGAGAUGCUUCCAAAGACGAAACUUAUUGUAGCGACUGUAGCGAGCCGUACUGUAGUAUACGAUGAAAUGACCAUCGAUUUCAAAACACUUCGUAACAAUUUCGAAUUGAACAUCGAUGAGGCAGAAAUUAAACCGGGCGGACAAAUUGUACUUCGCAUGUCUGGGCGACCAGGAGCGUACGUAGGAUUGGCGGCCUACGAUAAAGGUCUGCUGCAGUUCUCCAGCAAGCACGAUCUGUUCUGGGAGGAUGUAAUGCAGUUGUUUGACAAUUUCCAUGCCGUGAAUAAGAACGAGUUUAAUGUGUUUCAUAGUAUGGGCCUGUUUGUAAAACUGUCUGGUGAAACUAAACUAGAACCAAUGGGUGCUAAAACAGAACGCUUUGGAAGUCCUUUCGUACCAUUCUCGAAUCUUGUCCAUUACCGGACAAACUUUCUAGAAUCGUGGCUAUGGCAGAAUAUGACCAUCAGAAGAGACGGGAUGCUCAAGUUCAGUGAGGUUGUGCCAGAUACGACCACCUCCUGGUACUUGACGGCAUUCUCCAUUGAUCCGGUGCACGGCUUUGGUAUUAUUAAAAAGCCUAUCCAGUUUACAACGGCUCAACCGUUCUACAUCGUGGAGAAUCUACCGUACUCCAUCAAGCGAGACGAAACGGCCGUGUUGCAGUUUACUUUGUUCAACAAUCUUGAAGCAGAGUACGUCGCGGAGGUGACACUGUACAAUGUGGCCAAUCAGACGGAAUUCAUAGGGCGUCCGGUGGAAGAUCUAAGCUACUCCAAAACCGUGAGCGUUCCUUCGAAAGCUGGUGCACCGGUGUCAUUUCUGGUAAAGGCACGAAAGCUCGGAGAGAUGACUGUGCGGGUAAAAGCAACGAUCAUGGCCGGACGGGAAGCGGACGCAGUAGAGAAGGUGAUCCGAGUAAUGCCGGAAAAUAUUAUCGUAAGCAGUUCUGUACCGCGCGUAUUCAACCUUGCCAAAUAUGGCAGUGCAGAGUACAAAAUCUCGUUGGAUAUACUGAAACAAGCAAACUUCAGAACAAUCAAACUGGAAUUCGUUUUAUCGCCGAACCUGCUAACUCCAGUCGUACACAAUCUGGACAACCUGCUCACCGUUCCUACCGCGUCGGGUGCAACCAGUAUGAUCAACUUCAUUCCAAACCUGGUAGUACUCGAAUACCUGCAUGCAGUCGGGUCCGCCGAAACGGUUCUGAUUAACAAAGCUACGGCGUUGUUGAGAAAUGGCUACCAGUUCGAGAUGCAGUACCGUCAGCCAGAUGGUUCAUUCGGUAACUGGCGCAAGUCGACGGGAAGUAUCUUCGUUACCGCUUUGGUGGGACAAUCCAUGCAAACUGCCUCGAAGUAUAUAUUGGAGGUGGAUUUGACCAUGGUCGAUCAGCUGUUCGAUUGGCUUGCAUCGAAACAGCACAGUUCCGGACGGUUCGAAGAGAUAGCUCCGAUUACGUACCACAGUUUGCAGGAUGGAUCGCGCAACGGAAUAGCGCUGACGGCGUUCGUGAUGAUUGCAUUAUUGGAAAAUGCUGCUGCCACGCAAAAACACCAGGACGUCGUACGAAGGGGUAUACAGCACAUCGUGAACCAUUUGCCGAACAUUACCGAUGUAUACGAUCUUUCACUAGCCACGUACGCGCUGAUGUUGAAUGGUCACAGCCAAAAGCGGACGGCAAUCGAUUUGUUAAUAGAAAAGUCACAACCUGUUCAAGGUUCUGACGGUAAGCAGCGAUACUGGCCGCGAGACACGGCUGCGAUUGAGACGGCCGCGUACGGAUUGCUGAGCUUAGUGCACGAUAAACGGUACCUGGACGGAAUCAGUGUGAUGCAAUGGUUGGUAAACCAACGCGAAGCAACCGGUAGCUUCCCUCACACACAGGACACCUUUGUCGGGCUGAAAGCAAUUUCCAUGCUGGCGGCUGCGGUCUCACCCAGCAAGAACGACUACACCGUCUCCGUUCAGCACGGGAGGACACGAAAGGUGUAUAAAAUGGCUUCGAUGGAGGUAAACCGCCAGUUUCGGGACGAGCUAACAGGCGAGGACAAAACGGUGACAGUGGGUGUGCAUGGUCGGGGUUUUGGAUUGUUCGAGAUCAAGUACCGGUACGGCAUUGAUGUGAGAUACGUCAACAAACAGUUCAGCCUGCGUUUAGAGCCGCAUUUUAGCAACGCUAAUCACGUGCUACAGUUGAAAGUGUGUACCAACUUCACACCGGUAUUGACACAUUCGCGCUCCAAUUUGGCACAGGUGGAGGUGAACUUUCCCAGCGGAUACAUCGUCGAUAGAGAUUCCAUGGUGGACAUCACCCGACGGAACCCUGUCAAGAAUGUCGAAUUUCACUACGGUUAUACGUCGAUGGUGGUAUACUACUAUAGUUUAGGACCGGAAGAUAACUGCUUUAUGGUGACUGCAGAAAGAUUGUUCAGGGUAGCAUUUCAACGGCCCGCUUAUGUUCUCGUGCAUGAUAGCUACCAUAAUCUGUUCAGAGCAAUAAAAGCUUACGAGGCCCCGCAAGACAGAUGUGUUGAUUGCCAUUAAGAGCCAUCUGGUAAGCAUCUAUGAUGCACGGAUAAUGAGUGAACCGGGUUAAAUUGCACCCGAAUAAUCGGCGCUUCGCAAAAUCUACUGCAAAAUUUGACAACUGUGGACCCGUUCCCCUCUGAUAAAACAAUUUAACAACCCUGAACGUCAGGGAAGUAGCGGUUAGUUCCUGUAGAGGGCGCUAGCGAUUGAGCUCACGAUCGACAUCGACAAGGGGUUCCGAGGCGAAGGGUUUCUUUUUCUAUCGAAUUCACAAAAGUAAGCGGGUUUAAAAUUGUAACUGGUUUGAGGAAAAAUCCAUGAGUAGUUCAAAUUGUGCCUAAAAUAUCAUCUGAAGUUAAUUUCCGAGUCUGUUUUCAGAAGACACUAUAAUCCAUCCUUUUGGGUGAUUUUCUAACGUUCUAAUUUGGUUUAUGGCUAUGUCCUUGUUGUACUAGCAGUUUCGUCGGUUAAGUUAUUAAAUUUAACCAAUGGGACUACAUCCGCAAGUGCUCCUUACAAGCAAAUCAAAUUGGAUGUGUUCAAGCUAAUUAAAAUUGCAACGUCCGAAACAUCCGACAGAUCUUCAAAGUAUCAUUAAAAUCAACUAUUUUAGCUGGUAUGCUGACUUUAAACAAGGUUAUACACGUUCUAGUUGUCGAUGAUCGAUCAUUGUUCCGAGAAU
This is a messenger RNA of Anopheles moucheti, 4669 nucleotides long. RefSeq names its product thioester-containing protein 1 allele S3-like. NCBI's taxonomy places the organism in Eukaryota, Metazoa, Arthropoda, Insecta, Diptera, Culicidae. The record is from RefSeq and is a predicted model, not a curated record. The transcript is spliced from 13 exons. Gene Ontology annotation, molecular function: endopeptidase inhibitor activity. Bases 1 to 4002 code for a protein of 1333 amino acids. Gene Ontology annotation, cellular component: extracellular region.